UAACAUUCCCCCUGUACCUAGGCCUGCUACUGACACUGCUGGGCCAUCUAAACAAGGCAGACAGAGGGAAUUGGAUGAGGCUCUUGUAGACAUGGUGGUAAAGGAUUUGCAGCCCUUCACUAUCGUGGAGGAUGAGGGUUUCAUGGCUUUUGUGAACAAACUUGAUCCAAGCUAUGUCCUCCCAUCCCGGAAGGCACUUAAAACGAUGGUAACCGAAAGGUACAACAUUUCUAAGGAGAAGACAAUGGAGGACCUAAAAAAGGCAGAUUUUGUUAGCCUUACAGCUGACAUGUGGUCCUCCAUUAAUAUGGACGGAUACCUUGGUGUUACUUGCCACUACAUAACACCAGAGGCAAAGCUGGCAACUGUUGUACUGGGUGUAAGGAGGUUUUACCAAACACACACAGCCCAGCAUCUCAUGGAGGCUAAAGCUUUGCUAAUGGCUGAGUGGGGAAUAACCACCAAAGUUCAGUGUAUGGUGACUGAUAAUGCAUCCAACAUGAUCUUAAGUGCCCAGCUACUGAACCUUCGGCAUGUCCCAUGUUUUGCCCACAAUUUAAAUUUAAUUGUAAAAAAGGCCCUAGAUCAAACCCCACUCAUCAAUGAAAUACGACAGAAAGCCAGAAAGAUAGUGGGGUUAUUUAGAUCCAGCUGCAAAGCAAAGGACAAGCUUGUGGAGAUGCAGGGCUUGAUGGGCAGACCAGCUCUGAAACUGAUGCAGGAGGUGGACACAAGAUGGAACAGCACUUACGACAUGUUGCAGCGCUUGUAUGAGCAACGAGAGCCAGUGGGUGCAGCGCUAUCAAAUUUAAACAGUGAUACUGCUCCGCUGACAAGUUUUGAGUAUAACAUUAUACAAGAAUCGUUGUCACUACUGCAGCCUUUCAAACUCGCAACGACAGAGUUGUCAGAGGAACAGAGAGUGUCUGCUUCAAAGCUCAUACCACUUUACAGGAUGUUGCAGCACAAGCUAUCGCAGAAAAAAGGCCAAUCAGCACAGGAAUCAACUGCACAAUUAGGUAGGCCACAAUGA
Carassius auratus (goldfish) is the source of this 1033-nucleotide messenger RNA. RefSeq names its product zinc finger BED domain-containing protein 4-like. Lineage: Eukaryota; Metazoa; Chordata; Actinopteri; Cypriniformes; Cyprinidae. The transcript is spliced from 2 exons. The record is from RefSeq and is a predicted model, not a curated record. Bases 92 to 1033 code for a protein of 313 amino acids.